Messenger RNA from Hypomesus transpacificus, 1983 nucleotides. RefSeq names its product RAD18 E3 ubiquitin protein ligase (gene rad18). The record is from RefSeq and is a predicted model, not a curated record. The transcript is spliced from 13 exons. Lineage: Eukaryota; Metazoa; Chordata; Actinopteri; Osmeriformes; Osmeridae. Gene Ontology annotation, cellular component: Rad6-Rad18 complex; nucleus. Gene Ontology annotation, biological process: protein monoubiquitination; DNA damage tolerance. Bases 64 to 1830 code for a protein of 588 amino acids. Gene Ontology annotation, molecular function: ubiquitin protein ligase activity; single-stranded DNA binding.
GGUCAAUUGUGUUGCAAGAACUGUACCACUUACUUCUCCGUUGUUUAGCAAAAGCAAACUACAAUGGCUUAUGCUAAUAAAACAGAUUUACCACCAAACCUCCCAGGUCUCAAAAAUAUGGAUGCACUGCUUCGAUGUCCAAUUUGUUUCGAGUUCCUCAACAUUGCUAUGAUGACCAAAUGCUCCCACAACUUUUGCUCUUUGUGUAUAAGGAAAUUUCUCUCCUACAAGUUGCAAUGCCCGGUGUGUAAUUCACCAACAACAGAACAAGACCUAAGGAACAACAGGAUACUAGAGGACCUGGUCACAAACUUCCACAAAGCAAGGCAGGAGUUGUCAGACUGUAACUUCGACUCGGUGAGACCACGUGACCUGGCCCCCAAGGCUCCAGCCCCAGCGUUCAGCUGCAAGAGCCCAAGACAGCCAGGCCCCAGAGAUAAGGUUCCCAGGAAGGGUGAAUCCAUCAUGCGUCACUUUCUGCAGAAGAAGCCCUCUGCCUCCACCACCACAACCUCUCCCCUUACAGAGACUCAGCAACGCCAUCCAGAAGGACGGGGCACGAGACCAUCAGCCUCUGGACACAAACACAUCCAGAAAGACUCAGACGACAGCAGUCAGCUCCUGUCUGUAAAGGAGGAAAGCAUUCAGGAGGAGAUACCUGUUCCGAUGCUGGUGUCCGUCAAAGAGGAGAGGACUGAUGUCUCUGUGUCAGAGGAGACCACUGUCGACUCCCCCUCAACAUCACAGGUCGUCAAAGUGGAGUGUCCUGUGUGUUCCGUGGGAAUCUCCCAACAUUUCAUCAACAAGCACCUGGACACCUGUCUGACCCGAGGCCUGAAGAAGGAGAGCUUGAGAAGUUCAGUAGGGGGUGACGGUGACAGGAGACGCCCCAUGGCCAAGCUGGUGUACACCCUGCUGUCCACGCAGGAGCUGAAGAGGAGGCUGAAGGACUGUCACCUGUCUGCCACUGGUCCUCGACCCCACCUGGAGCAGAGACUCCAGGAGUUUGUCCACAUCUACAACUCCCAGUGCGACUCCCUCCAACCCAAAUCAGCUGAAGACAUCGCCAAAGAAGUGGAGGCCGCUGAGAAGAUUAGGAACCAGCUACAGCGCCAAACCAAACGCGCCAUGGUGUUCAGCAAGAACCCAUCGGAAGAAGAGAUCGACAAGCUGCAUUCAAAUUACAGACAGCAGCACAGCAGUGAGUUUGGCGACCUGAUUGCCGAGGUCCGGGCACGCAUGGACACCAGCGGCAGACGGCAGCAGAUCAAACAGGAAGUGGAAGACGGGGAGAGAGGAGAGCCGGCGACCGAGGGGAGACGUGCCAGGAGCCCGGCAGGUGAAGUGGGAGUGCCGGAUGACGACGCCGGCGUGUCUGAGCGCGCUCAGGAGACCCCGUCCAAGCUGGACCCAGCGGGGGUCACGGCAGGGGUCACGGGGGUCACGGCGGGGUCGGCCAGCCCGGCCAGCCCAUCUUACAGUGACGUGUCCAUCAGCAGCUCCGUGUCAGAUAUCUUUGCUCCUGAGGCAGAGUGGUGCUUUAAAACCGCCGAGCAGGUUGGAAAGAGGCCCUGCUGUUCCAGUGGAGACGAUGUUCUGGAGCAGGUUGGAAAGAGGCCCUGCUGUUCCAGUGGAGACUAUGUUCUGGAGCAGGUUGGAAAGAGGCCCUGCUGUUCCAGUGGAGACGAUGUUCUGGAGCAGGUUGGAAAGAGGCCCUGCUGUUCCAGUGGAGACGAUGUUCUGGAGCAGGUUGGAAAGAGGCCCUGCUGUUCCAGUGGAGACGAUGUUCUGGAGUCGCUGAUUCCAGGAAAACGACCACGAAGAAGCUAGUGAAGAGGAGGAGGGGGGGAGCUUGUAGUGAUUUAUAUUGUAGAUAGAAGUUAUUUAGUAUACUUUUGUAUAUUUUUUUGUGUUUUUCAUUUUAAUGUUUCCAUAUGUUUUGUUGUUUGUUUGUUCACGACUCAGUAAAGGUUUUGAAGUCAA